This is a messenger RNA of Wasmannia auropunctata (little fire ant), 969 nucleotides long. Its product is annotated as skin secretory protein xP2-like. The record is from RefSeq and is a predicted model, not a curated record. Bases 1 to 969 code for a protein of 322 amino acids. NCBI's taxonomy places the organism in Eukaryota, Metazoa, Arthropoda, Insecta, Hymenoptera, Formicidae. The transcript has 7 exons.
AUGCUGCCGUCGCCGCAGCCACCCUCGUUCGACACGGGUUUCACGCAUUCGCCCGAGGGCGAACAGGCCGAAGCACCUGCGGCGGAACCACCACCACCGGAACCAACGCCGACCCCAGAACCGGCGCCAGCCCCAGCUCCGGCACCUGCACCUCCGCCAGCGGAACCCGCACCAGUUCCCGCGCCGACACCGGUUGUUUCAUCGGAACCUCCGGUCGAAGGGGUUCCUGCUGUCCCAGCGACCGAGGGUGCUCCGCCGGCGGACGGAGCUGCGCCAGCAUCCGCUGAAGGCGCACCUGCAGCAGCCCCUGUGGAAGGCGCCGCACCACCUACGGAAGGGGCUGCGCCACCGGCAGAAGGGGCUGCGCCACCGGCAGAAGGAGCUGCACCUGCGGAAGGAACAGCCCCGCCAGCGGAGGGUGUACCUGCUGAAGGAGCACCUCCAGCCGAAGGUUCUGCACCCCCCGCUGCUCCUGCGGAGGGUGCACCCGCAGAAGGAGCACCCGCUGCACCUCCAGCGGAAGGUGCGACACCAGCAGCACCAGCGGAAGGCGCUCCUGCGGCACCGCCGGCGGAAGGAGCUCCUCCGGCCGAAGGAACUGCUCCUCCCGCAGCUCCAGCGGAAGGUGCACCGGCCGCACCACCAGCCGAAGGCGCCGUACCUGCAGCCGCACCCGCAGACGCAACACCCGCAGCUCCAGCGGAAGCUGAACCCGCGAAAGUGGCCGAAACUAAUCUAGUUUUGAUAUUACGAGUUACAAUCCGCAUCAGAGGCAGGCCCGCGCUAAAGAGCGCGAAAUACAUCAUGAACGAAUAUAAUCCCUCCGUCAUAUGCGAAUUCCGAGAGAUGCCUUCUAAAGUGAUUACGCAGCUGUUAAGCGAUACGUGUCGCUGCCUGCAAUUAGAGAUAUCUAGCAGCCAGGAAGCGACACGGCUCUUGCAAUCUUCGACGUCGUCACGUCCUCCUUAA